UUACUGCAUCCGUUAUUGAAAAUAUUAAUAGUUUCUUUAUCAAUCUCAGAGCUGAGCUCAAUCAAAUCCGAGAGUAAGUUUUGACCAAGCUGACAAAUAGCUGUCACGACAACGCAUGCGUAAAUUUGCUUCGGUGAAUUUCACACCACAUUUUCGACCAAUCACUGCACACCGGCACUUAACAUACUCAAUCGUGAAUAAUACCUUAAAAUGUAUUACUGAUAUUAACGAAAUGCAUCAAUAUACUGAAUAACAAGUUUUUGCAUACACAAGUGCUUCACGAWAGACAGAUCUAGGAGUGGCUGCGUUCAUUUGGCUGGUUAUUUCAACGCCAAAUUUUUAUCAAUAACCAACACUUCUUUGAAAUCUUCUCGGUACUAGAUCACUACAUGUGUUGCUUUUGCUGUUUACAUCGACCACUAUGGCCGCGUCCAUUACGGACGGGGAGAUUUUUUCACCUCUGUCCACAUCGCGGGGUUUGCAAUAGCAAUCAUCAUCUUCUUAGUAUUCCUCGUCAGCCUUGAGAAUUCUCUCGGCUCUGCUCGAUGCUGGAAUAUACUGAACAUGGUGGCGUCUUUGAUUCUUGGUAUAUUGUGCAUCGUGUCAUCUGCCCUGGUCAUAGGAGAUAGUGGAAAACGCGCACCAGACCCAUUAAUUGCCGCAAUUGUCUUUGGUUUCAUUUCUGGCGUGUUGUUUUUAGUCGACGCGCUCAUCCAUUUCAAGGAAAUCCGCUGAUCAGACCUGCAAGUACUGAUGUUGAAAAUUUCGUUUUCUUGUUUGAUACAUUUGAAUAAUUAGCAGUUAAGAUUUUUCUUCUUUCUUUUUAAAGAGAACAAAUCACAUUUAGGGACUAUUAUUUUGAUUUUCGCUAAAAAAAGGAUUUUUUUAAAAUAUAUGUUAAUAGCUUAACGUGUAAAAGGAACUAAAAUGUUAAUACUUUUCUUAGAUAUAAAAAAAAUAAGAUGAAUUAUUCGUAAAUUCAAACUGUUAUGUUUAAUAGAGCUUUUGCUCUUCUCUCAUAGGGUUUCUAUUUUUUAGAGUAAAGUUUUUUAAAUACAGAAUUGUUGCCUCUCUUU
Messenger RNA from Actinia tenebrosa (Australian red waratah sea anemone), 1076 nucleotides. RefSeq lists its product as uncharacterized. Gene Ontology annotation, cellular component: membrane. Lineage: Eukaryota; Metazoa; Cnidaria; Anthozoa; Actiniaria; Actiniidae. The record is from RefSeq and is a predicted model, not a curated record.